Tripterygium wilfordii is the source of this 3368-nucleotide messenger RNA. RefSeq names its product leucine-rich repeat receptor-like serine/threonine-protein kinase BAM3. The transcript has 2 exons. Gene Ontology annotation, biological process: protein phosphorylation; hormone-mediated signaling pathway. Gene Ontology annotation, cellular component: plasma membrane. Gene Ontology annotation, molecular function: ATP binding; protein binding; protein kinase activity. NCBI's taxonomy places the organism in Eukaryota, Viridiplantae, Streptophyta, Magnoliopsida, Celastrales, Celastraceae. The coding region runs from base 94 to 3066 and encodes 990 amino acids. The record is from RefSeq and is a predicted model, not a curated record.
AAAUUGAACCAGAAAUGACUUUCAUAAUUUUCUUUGCUGGUUUCUGUUAAAUAUACCACACAAGACACAUUCUCUUAUUCCAAACUGCCUCCAAUGGCUGCAGCUUCUGAUAUCAGGAUUGUAGUCCUCACUUGUCUAAUAGUAUUCCUUUCUUUCACUUCUUCUAAUUCACUUCCUUCACAUAAUCUGUAUCUCAAACGACAAGCUUCGAUCCUCGUUUCGCUCAGACAAGGUUUUGAGUCCUUUGAUCCAUCUCUUGAUUCCUGGAACAUAUCAAACUAUUUGUCACUUUGUUCUUGGACUGCCAUCCAAUGUGACAAUACUAAAAGAUUGGUUGUUGGUCUUGAUAUCUCCAAUUUGAAUGUCUCUGGAUCUUUUUCGUCCGCGAUCACUGAACUUAAAGGCCUUGUCAAUCUUUCAAUCCAUGAUAACAGCUUAUCUGGUGAGUUUCCAUCCGAAAUUCACAAGCUCGCAAGGCUUCAAUUCCUCAACAUAUCCAACAAUCAGUUUUCUGGUGAGCUUAACUGGAAUUUCGGUCAGUUGACAGAUCUUGAAGUGCUAGAUACUUAUGAUAACAACUUCAAUGGCUCACUCCCACUUAAUGUCACUGAACUUGCCAAGAUCAAGUACUUGGAUUUCGGCGGGAAUUACUUUACUGGAGAGAUUCCUACCAGCUAUGGAAGUUUCAAGCAGCUCAAGUGGCUAUCACUGAAAGGAAAUGAUUUGGGUGGAUUGAUACCAGGCGAGCUUGGCAAUCUUACGACGCUUGAGCAGCUUUUCCUGGCUUAUUACAAUCAGUUUGAUGGAGGAAUCCCACCUGAGUUUGGUAAGUUGAUCAAUCUGGUUCAUCUAGACCUUGCAAUAUGUGGCUUAAAAGGUCCAAUUCCACCAGAGUUGGGCAAUCUGAAGAAAUUAGACACACUUUUCUUGCACGGCAAUGAACUAAGUGGUUCAAUCCCACCACAGCUAGGCAACUUAAGUAGCUUGAAGUCUCUUGAUCUUUCAAGAAAUGCACUAACAGGUGAUAUCCCAUUCGAGUUUUCCGGUCUCCGCGAGCUCACUCUUAUGAACCUGUUUAUCAACAAGUUACAUGGAGAGAUCCCUCACUCCAUUGCAGAGUUGCCAAACCUGGAGGUCUUAAAGAUUUGGAAAAACAAUCUCACUGGAGCCAUACCACCAAAGCUUGGAGAGAAUGGUAAGUUGACUGACCUUGACCUGUCAAGCAACAAGCUUACCGGAUUAGUCCCUAAAUCUCUCUGCUCUGGCAGGAGACUAAAUAAUUUGAUUCUAUUCAAUAACUUUCUGUUUGGUCCUCUACCUGAAAGUCUUGGCCAAUGUGCGACACUAGAGAAGGUUCGAAUGGGACAGAAUUACUUGAGUGGAUCAAUACCAAAAGGGUUUCUUUACUUGCCUGGAUUGUCACUCCUUGAGCUGCAGAACAAUUAUCUUAGUGGACUAAUUCAACAAAACACCAGCAAGGUACCAUCAAAGCUUGAGCAGCUGAUUGUGUCGAACAACCGCUUAUCGGGGCCUCUUCCUUCAUCUAUUGGCAAUUUUUCUAGUUUGCAGGUCCUGUUAUUGAAUGGUAACAGAUUUACAGGAGAGAUUCUACCUGAAAUCGGUCGGUUGGAAAAUGUUCUGAAGUUGGAUUUCAGCAGAAACAACUUCUCUGGAGGAAUACCUCCUGAGAUAAGCAGUUGUUCCAUGGUGAGUUACUUGGAUGUGAGCCAAAACAAACUUUCAGGUCCAAUCCCAAUUCAGAUUACCCAAAUUCAUUUAUUGAACUACCUAAAUGUUUCUUGGAACAACUUGAGCUCUAGCCUUCCUAAGGAGAUUGGAUCCAUGAAGAGCUUAACUUCAGCUGAUUUUUCCCACAACAACUUCUCUGGUUCAGUACCCGAAUUCGGACAAUAUUCAUUGUUCAACUACACAUCCUUUUUGGGUAAUCCUCUACUCUGUGGAUUUUCCAUGAGCCAAUGUAACGACUCAUCAAACUCACCUUCAAAACUCCACAACCAAAAUGGCACCAAGUCUCGAGUCCCCGGAAAGUUGAAGCUUCUCUUUGCGUUGGGAUUCUUGGCAUGUUCUCUUAUAUUCGUAGUCUUGGCAAUCCUCAAAGCGCGGAAGAUACGAAAGAAUUCGAAUUCAUGGAAGCUCACUGCAUUUCAGAAACUGAAGUUUGGAAGUGAAGACAUACUAGAAUGUCUGAAAGACAACAAUGUUAUAGGCAAAGGUGGCGCUGGGAUUGUUUAUAGAGGAACAAUGCCUAAUGGAGACCAAGUAGCAAUCAAGAAGUUGCUAGGCAUCAAUAGAGGCUCAUCUCAUGACAAUGGACUAUCUGCAGAGAUACAAACACUUGGCAGAAUCCGACACCGGAACAUUGUCCGAUUACUGGCAUUUUGUUCAAACAAAGAGACCAACUUGCUGGUUUAUGAGUACAUGCCAAAUGGAAGUUUAGGAGAAGUUCUGCAUGGGAAGAGAGGUGGUUUUCUCAAUUGGGAUACCAGGCUCAAAAUAGCCAUUGAAGCUGCAAAAGGCAUCGCUUACUUGCAUCAUGAUUGUUCACCACUGAUAAUCCACAGAGAUGUCAAAUCAAAUAACAUUCUGCUUAAUUCAGAAUUUGAAGCUCAUGUAGCAGAUUUUGGACUUGCCAAGUUCUUACAGGACACUGGUACUUCAGAGUGCAUGUCUGCCAUUGCUGGCUCUUAUGGUUACAUUGCUCCAGAAUAUGCAUACACAUUGAAGGUAGAUGAGAAGAGUGAUGUGUACAGCUUUGGGGUGGUUCUGUUAGAGCUGAUAAGUGGGAGAAGACCAGUAGGUGACUUUGGAGAAGAAGGAUUGGACAUUGUUCAAUGGACCAAGAUUCAAACAAAUGGAGUCAAAGAAGGAGUGGUGAAGAUAUUGGAUCAAAGACUAAGUGAUAAGAUUCCAAUCAAUGAAGCAGUGCAGGUGUUCUUUGUGGCAACAUUGUGUGUUCAAGAGUGCAGUGUGGAGAGACCAACCAUGAGAGAGGUUGUCCAAAUGCUUGCUCAAGCUAAACAGCCUAAUACAUUUCAGAUGCAGUGAUUUCAAAAUACACCAAUUAAUUAAGCUUAACUGGGGCUGCUUUUAAUUAGUGUAUAUGCUGCAUUAUUUUCUUUUCUUUCCUUUUUCUUUCUGUUUUUUGGUGCUUUUUUUUCUUCAAUGUUUAAUUUUAUAUGCUAGGUUGGUGUAUUGUGUAUUUAGGUCAGCCAAUGGGUUUAUUCUGAGCAGCAUGAGGUAGAAAGGAGGAAAAUUGUAGUUUUGAUGGUACGGUUGGUUUCAGAAUUAUUUAAUUUUGACUUUUUAAGCUGGUAUGAUAAUAAAUAACUAGAGCUGGAUUUGGUUCA